GUCAAGUGGAUAUCGUGUCAACAAUCGAAUUCUCAAAGCAAAAGUUCUACAACAUAAAAAGAAGCCACCCGUUCGUUUUCUCGUGUUAACUUAUAUUCGAUUGCAGGCUAGUUUCGAUCGCCGUUCCAAAAAUGCAUACCGACGAACCGGAAACUCCUGCGACGCAACGGCUAACCAACGAUGAUUUUCGUAAACUUUUGAUGACACCAAGAGUACCGGGAGCGGGAGCAGGACAUGCAGCCGGAUCCAUCCGAGAUGCGAUGUCCAGCAAAAGCUCGGGCUCAGCGGUAGCUCAAUCUGGCUCAUCGGCAUCUGCUUCCUCUUCCACCAUCAAAACACCAUCAUCGGAACGCAAUGAGGCUCGUCGCAAAAAGAAGAAUUUCUAUGCACAACUUAAAAAGCAAGAGGACAACAAACUUGCCGAAUUGGCGGAGAAAUAUCGCGACCGCGCUCGUGAAAGACGUGACGGUGCCAAUCCUGAUUACCAGAAUCUGGAUUCUUCCAGCACAACCAGCGCCUACCGAGCGGUUGCUCCGGAUGCCAAGUCGGGACUCGACGCCGCUGAGCGUCGUCGUCAACAGAUCCAAGAGUCCAAAUUCUUGGGAGGUGACAUGGAGCACACCCAUUUGGUGAAGGGUCUGGAUUAUGCGCUUCUGCAGAAAGUUCGGAGCGAAAUCGUUGCCAAAGAGCAGGAACAGGAGGAAGAAAUGGAAAAGCUGGUCGACAUCGAAGCAACCGCUGCUUUACCCAAUUCGGGCCAACGUUCCGCCACCACCGGCAGUAGCCUGCCAGCUGAAAAGGAUACAGUAACUUCGGAAGAAAUAGAUUUCCAUACCGUGCUGGGACAGAAUAUUUUUCGCUUUUUGGAAAAGCAACGUUCACGAGUGAUCGAACGCAAUGAAAUGUUUGCCCCUGGUCGAAUGGCGUACCACAUUGAGCUGGAGGACGAAAACGUCGAUACCGAUAUUCCAACAACUGUAAUCCGCUCUAAAGCGGAAGUGCCGCUGGAUGUAUGUGACACGCAGACGCUCACCAUAAACGACAUUGUGAUCAACAAAUUGGCCCAAAUCCUCUCCUACCUGCGGCAAGGUGGGCGAGGCAAGAAAAACAAACGUCGGGACAAAGAUAAGCCACUUUUCAAAAUACCAGGAGAAACAGGAGGCAAAGAGGUGGACGAAUCAAUCUACGGAGACAUUGGAGAUUACCGUCCCAGUCGGCGAUACGAGGACGUUGGAACGUCCUCUAAGUUAGAAGGUAAACAUAAUUACUUUGGCAAGGGCGAUGGCGAAAACACGGUGGAUCACGAAGCAUCGAUAUCGGCGAUUCCACCGCCACCGAAGCUAUCGACACAGCUCAUCACUAAGUUAACAGCUGAACCGGAGGGAUACGCCGAAUGCUAUCCGGGAUUGCAGGAGAUGAAUGAUGCGAUCGAUGAUUCAGAUGAUGAGGUGGACUACACUAAGAUGGAUCUCGGCAACAAGAAAGGCCCUAUUGGUCGUUGGGAUUUUGACACUCAGGAAGAGUAUUCCGAGUACAUGAGCAGCAAAGAGGCCCUGCCAAAGGCAGCUUUCCAGUACGGCGUUAAAAUGCAGGAUGGACGCAAGACUCGCAAACAUAAAACGGAAAAGAACGAAAAAGCCGAGCUCGACCGUGAAUGGCAACAGAUUCAGAACAUUAUUCAGAAGCGAAAAGCUAAAACGGGCAGCGAUGAUGUUGAGAUAAAGAAAAACAAAUACUAAUCUACUCCGUAUCCGGAAGUUACUCAAUCAUCAUCAGCAGAAAUCAUUUAUUGUGCAACUCUUAAACGCUAGUAAAAAAGUGUAAAAAUACACAAAA
Messenger RNA from Anopheles aquasalis, 1836 nucleotides. RefSeq names its product IC cytokine homolog beag (gene beag). The record is from RefSeq and is a predicted model, not a curated record. Lineage: Eukaryota; Metazoa; Arthropoda; Insecta; Diptera; Culicidae.